AUGCCCCCAAUUGGCAGCAGUUUCCGUAAUAAAAUGAAACGUGGGAAUUCAUCGUCUGAAUCGUCCUCAAUGUCAGAGGAAAAUGACAUUCAAAUGCAAGGCUGGAUGCGUAAACAAAAGGAGACAUUACGUUCGUGGGCACGUCGAUACUUUACACUUAAUGGUAAAGUAUUAACCUACUAUGAUAGUGAAGACACAAGUCGUGGGGCACGUGGAGUGCUGGAGUUUGUGGACGUGACAGCACUUACGACUGAAAACAAUGGACUGGCACUUCAUUUAGUGAGUGGGAAAGAAAUUCGGCUUAUUGCCGAUACUCACGUGGCUUAUGCAGCCUGGAUGGCGGUACUAUCAGCAGCUGUGAAACGACCACGUACUACCAAGAAUCGAACGAGUAAAGAAGGAUGGGCCCAUUGUUUGACAGAUGAUGAUGUCUGGACGCGUUUUUUUGUCGUGAUUAAACACGAUAGUUUUAGUUGCUAUGAAUCCGAAGAUGAUGAUGCUGAGCUUGCAUUGUCUGGACUGAUUCGGGCCGUGAAUGAGUGGGACGGCAAACGCUUUGGGAUUGUUUGUUUACUUAAUCGUGGACGGACGAUCAAGCUAUGCUUUGAUUCCGCGGAAGAGAAGAUGUCGUGGUUUUUGACGCUUGAGUUUUCCGUCUCAUACGGUGCUGCACGGAUGAAGAAGGAAACGUCGGUCAAGAGUACGAGCAGUGAGAACAAUCCUGUGGUGCGUGCUGAAUCAUCCAAAUUGGAUGUCGGUGCUACGACGACAGAGACGGAAGAAGAUGACGGCGUAUGGAUUUAA
Messenger RNA from Peronospora farinosa, 804 nucleotides. The record is from the annotation of a GenBank genome assembly. NCBI's taxonomy places the organism in Eukaryota, Oomycota, Peronosporomycetes, Peronosporales, Peronosporaceae.